ACGGAGGACACGCGAGCCAGAUACAGUAUGUUUACCGGCGAGGGUAAAGUUCGGUCCAAGCCGAUAAGGGUUAUCGCCGCUGCAUGUAACAACAUGGGAAUCGGGAAAGACGGACAUCUUCCGUGGAGCCUUCCGAGAGAGUUUCAGUUCUUCCUGGAUGCCGUCAGGACAGUUUCCAAACCAGACAGGAAGAACUUGAUCAUCUGGGGCAGGGAGACCUGGUUCUCUGCCCCCAAGGGACUCUUCCCCAUCGCCAACAGCGUCAACGUUGUGCUGAGCAACACGCUCAGCGCAGUGCCAGAGCGUGCCCACCAUCUCUGCCGGGACUUUGAGGGCGCGGUCCAGCUCGCCACCGCCGGACCUGCCGGGGACCAGGUGGAGACCAUAUGGGUUGUCGGCGGGGCGGAGGUUUACAGAAAGGCUCUGGAACACCCCUGGUGUGAUCUGGUCUACCUGACCCACAUCAUGGCCGAUUUUGACUGCGACACCUUCUUCCCCCCAUUGGACCGGAGUAUCUACGCACUGCAGGACAGGUUUCCUGGAGUUCAACACAAGAUACAGGAGGAAAACGGCAUUCGCUAUAAAUUCCAGGUUUUCAAGAGGAAUGGCUAAUGGGAUGCACUCAGCGCAGUUAUCCAGCUACCUCUAAUCCUGCUUCGUAGUGAAAUACCACUCAGAUCUUAAAUCUUUUUUAGUCAUUUUCAUGUUAUACUAUUAAAAAAAAAAAAGGAAUCGAUCAACCUUGAAAACUGCUGCUACAUUUGGCAGCCUCGUCUCUGAUCCGAGUUUGAAACUAAUGUGGAGUUGCUACUGUUGCUUUGAGCUCAUGCCAUGGGCAAAGAUGAGUAUCACUGCAAACUGCAAAUGAACGGCUCCUGGUUAGCCUCACUGACCUGGUGCUAACGCUCCACUUCUGUGCGUCGCUCUGGAUAAGAGCUUCUGUCAAAUGAUUCUAAUGUAAUGUAUGUAUUUAACAUAUUUAAGGCUCACUGUGUUUUAUAACUUAUUCCAUAUUUUGAUACUGAACAAUGUUUUCAUGCCCCAAAUUAAAAUAAGGAUGUCCUUAA
Molecule: messenger RNA, 1067 nt
Organism: Anguilla rostrata (American eel)
Lineage: Eukaryota; Metazoa; Chordata; Actinopteri; Anguilliformes; Anguillidae
Product: zgc:153031
Exons: 6
Coding region: 28-612 (194 amino acids)
Biological process (GO): dihydrofolate metabolic process; glycine biosynthetic process; folic acid metabolic process
Cellular component (GO): mitochondrion
Molecular function (GO): dihydrofolate reductase activity; NADP binding
Source: RefSeq, a predicted model, not a curated record